UAUUAGAAAAACCAAGAAAUAAUAGCAUAUCUUAAUUUUUUUUUCUUUUUUUUUUCUUUAUUUCAUAUUUCCCCUAUCCCCACAUUUUUACUUUGGCUAAAAAAAAAAAAAAAAAAUCAAAUGGCCAUUAGCCAAUUCCCAACUGCCGCCAAGAGGUUGACGACGAAUGGCAGCUACUGUCACUCUCGUUUUCUUCCAUAGCUUCCGUUUACAGGCCCGGCGACAUCCUCCCGAUGAGCAAAAUGGGUCAACACCACUCCGCCUGUAUUCCUAUCUCGCCUUUCAUUGCACCUUCGUCUUCCAAUGUUCUUCCGUUUUCUCUUUUUCUUCUCUGUGAUAUUAAGUCUCUUGAUUUCAUGGUUUCUGUCCAGAACCGUGUGGCAUGACAUGGCAUGAUCGGAAAACAUUGCCCCAUCUUCGCCGUUAAUCGUGAGGUACCCACUUCCCACUUCGGCGUCAAUUUAUCUGCUUUUUCUCUUGUAGUUCGUCGAUUCUCAUUUGGGGUUCUUAAUUUAUCUCAGGUUUUGAUUCCGAUUGCAAAGCCCCCCACUGGUUAUGCCGGCGCCAAUCCUUACAAAAUAAUAAGAGCAAAUGUUCCAGCAAACAAGGUCUGCAGGAAAGGAACUCAUUUUUAUGAAGAGAAACACUUCACUAGUUGAGUCUCCUUACAAAGAAAAUCAGCCUCAGGUUAACUACGCUAAAUUAGAAAUAUUUUGUUGUGGCCUUGCUAAUGAUGAAAUUGAAAAACUCAAGGAGGAUUUUGGUUUCAAGGCUGGUGUUUUGCCAGUUAGGAUGAAUUCCUGGAGUGCUAAGCACCUUUCUUUUGCUGGUAGAUUGCAACUCAUCACUGCAGUUAUACAAGGAAUUACCACCUUUUGGUGCUCUACUUUUAUUCUGCCAAAAAAGGUUAUCAGGGAGGUGGAAAGAAUAUGUGCUGCAUUUCAUGGAAGAACUCAACAGAAUCUGCUAGGGGAGCAAAGAAGAAGUUUCUGGGCUGUAAAAAUUCCCUCAAAUGCAUCAUGGGGUUGGAGGAAACUGCUCAAGCUUAGGCAACGAGCUAGGGGGCUCAUCCAGCAUAUCCCAGGAGAUGGCACUGAGACUCAUUUGUGGCAUGAUAAAUGGCAUCCUUCUGGUCCACUGGUAGAAACUUAUGGUACAAAAAUUAUUCAAGAUGCAGGCAUUCCAUCCCAUGCCAAGCUUGCUAUGGUGGUUAAUGGAAAUUACUGGAAAUGGCCACCUGCACGCUCCCCUCAGCUCCUAGAUAUUCAAAUAGCGCUAUGUGGUAGAUUAUAUCCUAAAGAGGGUGAAAAGGAUAGUAUGGUGUGGAUUCCCUCAGCUUCUAGUUCUUUCAAAGCAAGAAAAACAUGGCAUUGGAUAAGAAAUAAGCAAGCUAGAGUAUCAUGGCACAAAUUAGUUUGGUUCCCUCAAUCAAUCCCUAAACACAGCUUCAUUUGGUGGUUAGCUGUGCUGGAUAGAUUAACAACAAGAGCCAGGCAAAAGAAAUGGCCUCCGACUUUGACUGACACUUGUGUACUGUGCAACAAUCACUCAGAGACUACUGAACAUCUCUUCUUCAAGUGCUAUUACGCAAGAAGGGUCUGGCAAGUUUUGAGCAAUUUGGCAGGUAUUCCAUUUAUGGAUUCUUGGCAAAGGCUUUUAAUGGGGAUGGGAAAGCCUAUAUUUACUUGUUGAAUUCAUUUAUCAUUCAAAAUCUGAAAAAGAAUUAUGAAAAAAAAUUAAAAUUUUUUU
This is a messenger RNA of Rubroshorea leprosula, 1749 nucleotides long. Lineage: Eukaryota; Viridiplantae; Streptophyta; Magnoliopsida; Malvales; Dipterocarpaceae. The record is from the annotation of a GenBank genome assembly.